AUGAGACUCACGAGGUUGAUUGUCAUUCUGCAGGAGGAGGGGACGGGGGCGGUGCUUCUGGUCGCCAUCAUAGCGCUCAGUGCUCACGUCUCUCAGGAUGCCAAGUCGCUGACAGAGAAGGGCUCUUCCCAGGCUGAUCACUCGUCCUCCAAGAAGGUUGAGCUCAGCGACGAACAAGUCGAGCAAGACAAGCGACGAGUACGACAGUUGCAGAAGGAGAUUCAUGAGGAACAGGCAAAGGCGAACAAGUUGGACAAGGAAGUGACAUCUGCUGAGUCCGGUAUCAAGGUGAUCCUUCUCUUCCUCGCUUCUUCUGCGUCCUCCUGCUUGUCCCUCCACUUCUCUCCUCCCAGCACCUCGGAUGACAAGUCCGCCCAGAAAAUUUUGCUGAAAGCCAAGGAGGAGGAGAAGAAGGCGGGCAAAGUGAGGGCCGAGGUCGCGAGGGAGCAGCAGCAGGCGAACGAGAUGAGAGCGAACGCGGCGAAGCUGAAGAAGGAGAGCGAAGAAGCGAAAACAAAGUUUGUUGACACAGAAAAACCGAUGGAGACUGCAACAAAGAAAUACGCGGCAGACCAGAGAAAGUACCGACAAGCUGAACUGAAAGUUGCGAACCUGGCUAUCAAGAUUUCGAAACAUCCAGGAGACACAAAGUUUGAUUUCUUAGCCGCUAUGCGCAUGUCGGUGAUGGAAAACACGCAGGCUGCGAACGAAACUCGGAGCUCUCGUCAAGGUCUCGAAGCAUGCAAAGCAAGACGCGCGUCAAGUCCGAAGUUGGAUGGAAAGGAGAGUUUCUCCCAGCUUGCUGGACAGAGCGUGAAGAAGGAAAAGCAGGCGUCAGCGCUGGAAGCGGAGGUGAAGAGGCUGACGAAGGAGUCGAAGAAGUACGAGGAAGAAGCUGACAAGACAGUCAAACGCGUCAAGAAGUUGAUGAUCCACCCGGAAGAGCUCCACGAGAAGGCGGAGGCGGACAGAAAGUCGUACAAGGAGAAGAUGCAGGAGCUCGCAAAGUCGACAAGCAAGAAGUUGACGCAGGGGCAGUCGACGUUCCUUGCGGGACUCUUCUCCUCCAAUUCCCCGUGGGACAAGUCGUGA
Guillardia theta CCMP2712 is the source of this 1092-nucleotide messenger RNA. RefSeq lists its product as hypothetical. The coding region runs from base 1 to 1092 and encodes 363 amino acids. NCBI's taxonomy places the organism in Eukaryota, Cryptophyceae, Pyrenomonadales, Geminigeraceae. The record is from RefSeq and is a predicted model, not a curated record. The transcript has 13 exons.